AUGGGAAAUAGGUCUUUGACAGAGGCAGACCACGCACUGCUGUCUAAACCUCUUGUACCGACAGUUUCGGAACAUACACAAACGCAAGAUUACUCCCGUUCUUUCUUGGAUGACAGUAACACUCAGAGUGCGUCAGAACUGCAUGGUUCACCACAGGGUCAGUUUGGAGACAAGGCAUUGACUAAUACCAACCGCUUUAUUCCCCUGGCAAACAACAACCCGGGUAUGCAGCACGAGAUGGGUCUUGAUCCGUCUAUGAGGCGUAGAAGAGAGGAAUGGGCAGAACGUGGUGCGGCAAAAAUUAUUAAGGACGUUGUCGACCCAACGACGGGGGAGUUAACUAAGCAUGUGGUAAAGAUGGGGAUAAAGGACUUCAAGUUCGGUGAGCAACUCGGAGACGGGUCAUAUUCUAGUGUUGUUCUGGCUACCGCCCGCGAGUCGGGCAAGAAGUACGCAGUCAAAGUGUUGAGUAAAGAGUACUUGAUACGUCAAAAAAAAGUCAAAUACGUCACGGUGGAGAAAUUGGCCUUACAGAAGCUGAAUGGUACUAAGGGCAUAAUCAGGCUUUUUUUUACAUUCCAGGACGAGGCAAGUUUGUAUUUUCUUCUAGAAUAUGCCCCCCACGGUGAUUUCUUGGGCCUGAUUAAGAAGUAUGGGUCCCUAAACGAGAUAUGUGCGCGCUAUUAUGCGUCGCAAAUCAUCGAUGCCGUUGACUCCUUGCACAGUAUCGGCAUUAUACAUAGGGAUAUCAAGCCCGAAAACAUUUUACUCGACAAAGAUAUGAAAGUGAAGUUGACAGAUUUCGGGACAGCCAAAAUUUUACCGGAGCAGCCGUCAAACGCAGCAGAUGGAAAGCCUUGUUUUGAUUUGUAUGCAAAAUCCAAAUCGUUUGUUGGUACUGCAGAGUAUGUUUCACCCGAGCUACUAAAUGACAGCUAUACAGAUUCUCGUUGCGAUAUUUGGGCCUUCGGUUGCAUCUUGUAUCAGAUGCUUGCGGGGAAACCGCCUUUCAAAGCUGCCAAUGAAUAUUUGACGUUCCAAAAAGUAAUGAAGAUUCAGUAUGCCUUUACUGCAGGUUUUCCACAAAUAGUGAAAGAUCUGGUGAAAAAACUAUUAGUUAGGGAUCCGAACGAUAGACUGGCCAUUGAACAGAUCAAAGCACAUGUCUUCUUUGAUAAAAUCAAUUUUGAAGAUGGUUCAGUAUGGGAUGGUGAUCCGCCAGAAAUACAAUCUUAUAAAAUAAGUGCAGAGGCGAUGAAACCACCUCCAAAAGUUUCCGAGAACGAUACCACUUCAAAACUGGGCAAUCUUCAACUGAGCAGUAGGAGUCAUCUGGACAACACACCACAAGAGCCAGCAAUGACCUCUCAAGAUCAAUCUGUGAUAAGCAUGACUGCAGCAACAGCAGCUUUCAAUAAAGAGUACACAGGUCAACCAAAAAUGGGGAACAAAUUGAGCACAUUUAGUAGAUCUGUGUCGGGCAAUAUAGGUCGCGAAAAGGCGCAAAGGAAGGUUUCAAAUGAUCACACAUAUGUGCCACCUACUUCAGUCUCGACCACACUAAAGGGAAAAGAUAACAGAAGUCGUUCUUCUGACAAUCUUCGGUCUUAUUUGUUGCAAAACAUGGGUGAACAUGCUUUAUUGAUGAAGGAUGUAGAGAUUUCAGCACAAAACUUGGAAAGUGUAGUUCCAGACUACAGAAGCUCUAUUGAUGUUGGUCCUCCUACUGACAAUUCACGCAAAUUUCACAAGAGGGUGUUAGUAAUAACAAAUUUGGGGAGAGCACUGGUUUUUACCAAGGAAAGAGCUCUCAAAAUGCGGAAGGAAAAUGAACUCGAGUUACAGUUUGAAUUAAAGUUGAACGAAGUUGAAAGGAUGAUCUAUAGAAAUGAUCAACUGCUGGAAAUUGACGCCCCCAAGACGAUUUUCAUUAGAUGUAAAGAGAGGUCAGUUUUAAUGAAAAUUUGGAAAGUGAUUAAUAGUGAAGUAAACGUGGAGCCCAACGUGGCAUCGCCGAAACGGGACCAUAAAAUGUUCGAUAAGUUCAUUUCCCAAAAAAGCCAAAAUACAAAGAAAAAAAACCAAGCACCUCCUGUACCUGAAUCCAAUAGAUUAGUAAACGGUCUACCAGGCAGCUGUAUUUCAAAGGCUUCUGAAAAAGGAGAACUUAACACAAAACGUCCCACUUCAUUGCAGACCCGAUCAUCCUCCAAUUAUUCCAAGUUGCUGGCAAAAUCAACGCAAAUGCGGAAAAGCAUAACACGAACAAACGAAUAA
Molecule: messenger RNA, 2277 nt
Organism: Saccharomyces mikatae IFO 1815
Lineage: Eukaryota; Fungi; Ascomycota; Saccharomycetes; Saccharomycetales; Saccharomycetaceae
Gene: PKH1
Product: serine/threonine protein kinase PKH1
Exons: 1
Coding region: 1-2277 (758 amino acids)
Biological process (GO): intracellular signal transduction; peptidyl-serine phosphorylation
Molecular function (GO): ATP binding; protein serine/threonine kinase activity
Source: RefSeq, a predicted model, not a curated record